Molecule: messenger RNA, 3959 nt
Organism: Scatophagus argus
Lineage: Eukaryota; Metazoa; Chordata; Actinopteri; Scatophagidae
Product: semaphorin-3D
Exons: 18
Coding region: 370-2760 (796 amino acids)
Biological process (GO): positive regulation of cell migration; negative chemotaxis; neural crest cell migration
Molecular function (GO): semaphorin receptor binding; chemorepellent activity
Source: RefSeq, a predicted model, not a curated record
GCGGACGGCGCGUGUGUGUGUGUGCUCGCGCGCGUGUGUGACUUGAGGGAGCGGCAGCGGCUCAGCCCACAUGUGCUCAGUGUGUUUGUAACGUGCGGAGGCUGCAGGUGAGCCGACGCCGACCCGACGCGUCCAGGAUCCUUCGAGCGGAACAAGUGAAAGUCCAGAGGAGUCCGGCGAGUCCAGAGGGGAGCCCGACGAGUCCAGAGGAGUCCAGAGGAGUCCAGGGAGUCCUGAGGGGAGUCCGGCGAGUCCAGAGGAGUCCAGUGAGUCCAGAGGAGUCCGUCGGCUGCAGUGCGGAGUGUGAUGUGACCAGCUGGUUGGACCUUCUUCCAUCUUUGUGUCCACACCAGUGAAGACGGGUCGGAGAUGACGGCGACAGCAGGACGAGUCGGAGCCGGCGGGACGGUGAUGGUGCUUCUCCUCCCGCUGCUGUGGCUGCUGCCUGCAGACUCCAAGGCCUGGAGCCAAACUGGGCCUCGGCUGCAGCUCUCCCACACAGAUCUGAAGAACAGCUCGGCUGUGUUCUGGGAGGGCGGAGUCAGCGGCGGGUACCAGACCCUGCUGCUUGACGAGGAUCAGGGAUGGCUGCUGGUCGGAGGGAAGGACCACGUCUACCUGCUGAGGCUGGACAGCCUGAACCUGCCCACACAGAAGAUCCACUGGCCUGCUGCCAGGUACCACGUGGAGCACUGCCUGAUGGCCGGGAAGCGCCUGGAGACAGACUGCGCCAACUUCGUGCGGCUGCUGCAGCCCUUCAACAAGACCCACGUGUACGCGUGUGGAACUGGAGCCUUCCAUCCACAGUGCACGUACCUGCACGUCGGACUCAACACGGAGGAGCCAUCGUUCAUGUUGUCUCAGUAUGUGGAGUCGGGCAGAGGAAAAUGUCCCUUCAGUCCCGGGGAGCCCUUCACUGCCAGACUGACUGACGGGGACCUGUAUGCAGGGACCUCAGUGGACUUUAUGGGAGCCAACGCUGCGAUCUUCCGGACGUCUCCGUACGGCAGCAGUCAGCACUACAUCAGGACCGAAGCCUACGAUCACAACUGGCUCAACGAGCCGGAGUUCGUGGGCUCCUUCUCCAUCCCGGACACCCACAGCCCAGACGACGACAAGGUCUACUUCUUCUUCAAGGAGAGGGCUGUGGAGGCGGGACAGUGGGACAAGAGGCUGUACAGCCGCGUCGCUCGGGUCUGCAAGAAUGACGUCGGGGGGAAGAGGAGUCUGAUCAACCGCUGGACCACCUUCCUCAAAGCCCGGCUGGUCUGUUCUGUUCCCGGUCCGUCGGGAGUCGACACACAGUUUGAUGAGCUCGAGGACAUCUUUGUUCUGGAGACAAAGGACCCUCAGAACCCGACCAUCUACGGUGUCUUCAGUACGUCCAGCUCCAUAUUUCGUGGUUCGGCCGUGUGUGUGUACUCCAUGGCCUCCAUCCGAGCUGCUUUCAAUGGGCCCUUUGCCCAUAAAGAAGGUCCUGACUACCGCUGGGUGGAGUUCAAGGGCCGCAUCCCCUACCCGAGACCCGGCACUUGUCCCAGCGAGACCUACGACGCUCUCCACAAGUCCACCAAGGACUUCCCAGACGAGGUGGUGAGCUUCAUGCGGCAGCACCAGCUGAUGUGGGAGCCCGUCCUGCCUCUGAGCGGCAGGCCCAUCCUGACAAAAGUCAACGCAGACUACAUGUUAAAGAAGAUCGUGGUGGACAGGGUGGAGGCUGAGGACGGAGCUUACGAUGUGCUGCACGUGGGCACAGAUGAUGGGAAGGUGGUGAAGGCUGUCUCAGUCACCAAGGACAACUCGGACACAGAGGAGGUCCUCCUGGAGGAGCUGACCGUCUUCCAGAGUCCAACUCCCAUCCUGAGCAUGGAGCUGUCGACCAAGAGACAACAGCUGUACGUGUCCAGUGAGCUCGGCGUGGUCCAGCUCGGCCUCCAGAGGUGCGAGCUUUACGGGGCCGACUGCGCUGAGUGCUGCCUGUCCAGAGACCCGUACUGCUCCUGGGACGGACAGACCUGCUCCAGGUUCUUCCCCACCAGCAAGAGGCGGGCGCGGAGACAGGAUGUAAAGCACGGAGACCCCUGGAGUCAGUGUCCAAUCACAGAGGACGGUUCGGACUCUGUGGAGGUGAAGCUGGUGUACGGCGUUGAGGGAAACUCCACCUUCCUGGAGUGUGUGGGUCGGUCGCCUCAGGCUGAGCUCAGGUGGACGCUGCAGCACCAGGAGAGCCAGCAGCAAACCGAACGCGUGGAGGUGAGUGAUGACAGCCGCUUCCUCCACAUGCAGCGAGGGUUGUUGAUUCAACGCCUGGAACUGGCUGACUCAGGCCUCUACACCUGCUCCAGCCACGAGCACUCCUACAGCCAGGUCCUGGCCCGAUACCGCAUCCACAUUAUCUCCAAUGACAGCCUCCACCCGACCCACUACCAGCAGAACCACGGCGCCAACCACCCGGGCCGCCUCGGCCUCGGGAAGGUCAACCCAGCUGGGGUCGCCGGUUUCCUUGGCCAGUCGGGCCCCCAUCAUCCACCGCUGCCAGGACACAGGAACUCGUGGCUACCCCAGUAUCCUCAGCAGCUGCCCAUGAAGAGCUACAAAGACCUGCACAUGGUGGGGACCAACAGUCUGAUGGACGAGUACUGUGAGCAGCUGUGGUACCGCGAGAAACGCCGGCAGCAGAAGCUCCGCACCCUGAAGCUGAAGCAGGAGAGCAGGAAAGCCCGGGUGAGGAGGAACAACCCUCCCGAGACUCCCCUGUAGUCCGCAGGACAACGCAGAGACUGCCGACGGACAACAGAUCCUGUACCCUCAGAGGACGAGGAGGAGGUUUCAUCAGGAAUGUUUGCCUUUUCAGCAAAUGAUGUCAGCUGGCAGCGACAGCAACUCAUUAGAGACUGACAGAAUCUUUUCACAUUCAGACACAGCAGAAAUACAUAAGCAGACAAAAGAGGACGUAUUUUACCCACUUCUUUGGGAUAUCGUUGGCUCCAAGUCUCAGCCAAAAUUGAAACUGUUGUUUUUAAUUUUCUGUAUUAAAAUCUAGACCAGCAUGGAGGCGUCAGGUGUCAGAAUAAAACACAGCUUGGAGAGAUGAAUGUGCCAAGUCUGACUGGUGUGUAACACAUUUAAAUCCACAUUAUGUUACAGCUGAUGUUUUGUGUGACACCAGUGGAAAAACAAAUCCCAGGUUUGUGUGAGGACAAACGUACGUCCUCAUGGGAACAUUUACGUGAUUUCAGCUGUGAGGUUCAAGCUGCCAUUUUAUUGUUGCUCCAGUUUGUAGCUUAACGUUAGCAUGUUCAUGCGACAGCCGAGGCCUUAUUUUAAGCUAACUGAUCUUGUAGUGUUUGAGUCAGAUUGACAGAUUAUUUCCUGUUAUUUAGAUGUUAUGUCCUCACAAAUGUCCACACGUCCACUGUCAUUUUUUCUACCCUGAAUUUGUUUGUAGACUUCCUGUCUAAUCACUGCAGUGCGUCUGCAGCCCAUAGCUGACAUGAAAUCGUGUCAGGAUCUCACACAAAAUGCACAGAAAUAUAUAGGCUAUGUAUUCAGUAAACAAGAAAAGUGUUUGCCCAAUUUAGUGCUCCGCAUUAAACUGUGUUCAACAAAGACGUGAUGUUUUCGUCGUGUAUUUAUGAUGAAGUGGAAACGCACACACGACAUGGACCUCGCUGAGAAAACGUUCUGUAAGGCUUCUUCAUUCUGCCACGUGACCAGUAGUUAUCAUUAUUCACAUCAAUGUAUAUUAAAGGGCUAUUUUUGAUCGUUUUCUUUCUUUACCUACUUCAGUACUUUUCUCAGUGUUUAUCUAAACUUCUGUGUUUCUCAUAAGCAAAAUGAAAACUUUUUGAAACUUCACUGCUCUAAAAAGCUUUGAGAUCAACAGCUGAGUAAUGAAACUGAGUUAUGCUGUAUGUGAAUAAGCCACAACAUGAUGUCAAAUAAAAAGAUAAAAACUG